AUGUCCGCAUUGCCCGCAAUCCACGACGCCCUCGCCAGCGACGAGCUUCUCGCAAACGCCCUCGCCGUCCUCUUCGAACCCUCGCCCGUCCUCUUCUCCCACCUCGUCCCCGGACUCGUCGCGUACAUCCCGUCCUCCCCCCAGCCGAUCCGCACAUACUCGGCUCUCAUCGACGCGUCCCUCGCAACCAUAGCCACCUGGCCGGACGACCUCAGGGCCCGCUUCGUCGCCGGUCACCCGCGCAUCGGCGAGGUCAGCGGCCUCUCGCGCCUCAGCGCCAACGAGCAGGCCGCCGCGGCGACGCCACCAGACGUCCUCGCCCGCCUCGCGCACCUGAACGCGUGCUACGAGCGCCGCUACCCGGGUCUCCGCUACAUCACGUUCGUGAACGGACGGACGAGGGCGGCCGUCAUGGCCGAGAUGGAGGGCGCGCUGGGCCUCGAGCCGUCUUUGAGUCCGGACCAGCCGCCGCUCCGCACCGUCGCAUCCGUCGACGUCGGCGGUCAGGAAUGGAGGCGCGAGCUGGACAGAGCGGUGGUGGACGUAGGCCGGAUAGCGAAAAGUCGUCUCAGAGCGCUGGGUGCGGAGUGA
This is a messenger RNA of Fibroporia radiculosa, 591 nucleotides long. RefSeq lists its product as uncharacterized. The transcript has a single exon. The coding region runs from base 1 to 591 and encodes 196 amino acids. Lineage: Eukaryota; Fungi; Basidiomycota; Agaricomycetes; Polyporales; Fibroporiaceae. The record is from RefSeq and is a predicted model, not a curated record.